CUUCCUCCCGACACAAACACCUGGAACUAGUUUACAGCUUACAUAACGCUAUUGCCUUAUUACGACCAAUAUUGGCUUGACAGAGCAAAAGAAUCUUGGAAGGAAGCAAUUUGACAUGCUUUACGCUAUUCACAAAUGGAAGUUUUGGAAAGUAAGAGCCUACUUUGAAAACAAUCCUGAUGCAAUAUCUACAAUAUUUGAAAAUGGGCAAACUGUUCUUCACGUUGCAAUUACAGCUGGUCGGCUAAGGAUUGCGAAGGAAUUGAUCACUAGUACUAGUAUAGAAAACAUACAGCACUUAGAGACACAAGAUAAGAGUGGCAACACAGCUCUUUCCUUUGCUGCUGGUAGUGGAAUGAUGGAAAUUGCAAAAUGCUUGAUUGAAAAGAACAAUAAGUUGCUUACUAUCCCAGAUGCCCACGACAAGCUCCCAGUUCAAUUGGCUUGCAGGGCAGGCCUUGAGGACAUGACUCGCUACCUCUACAGUAAUACCCCGUCAGAAUGUCUAGAUGGAGCCUAUGGUUUCCACCUCCUCGAAGAGUGUAUAACCAAGAAAAUGUUUGAUAUUGCAUUCAAACUCCUCAGCUACUUUCCAAAGUUUGCAAUAUAUAAGUUCUUUAAGGAUAGUUCCAUUCCGAUCAUUUCAACUCUUGCUCAAACACCACCCCCAUUUUUUAAAGGAAAGCAGCUAGCAUUUUGGGGACGAUGGCUAUAUAAUUCUGGGCCGCUGGUUUCAAUUCUUCCGAAAUUCCUUACAAGGCAUAUAUAUGAAUUAAAGUUGAUGGAUGAAAAUGCCCAAAACAAGGUAACAUGCUUGAUUCUCAUUUAUUUUCCUGCAAAUUCAUACAACUUAACCACAGAGCAUCAAAGUAUUUACAGAGAAAAUCAAAAGUAAAGCACCCAUGACGGAAAUUUUCGGAGAGGACAGAUCCGCAUCCGAUCGGAGGGAUCCCACCCACGAGAUUAGCUCCGAUCAUCUCCCUCACUACCUCUCCAAAAACCCCUUUUCAGAAGGUUACCUAAGGCAAAAAUCAGUUCUCAAUUCCAACACCAGACCCCUUGUCCCAGCCGCACUCCUUCGCAAGAAUCACAAGCUACCGACCAAAAGCUUCCUCCGGGAAAAAGCCCCAAAAACCAGAAAUUUUUUUCUUCUGAAACCGAGACUCGGAAUCACCAAAUAUCUUCCCCAAAAAACAAC
This is a messenger RNA of Rubroshorea leprosula, 1198 nucleotides long. The record is from the annotation of a GenBank genome assembly. NCBI's taxonomy places the organism in Eukaryota, Viridiplantae, Streptophyta, Magnoliopsida, Malvales, Dipterocarpaceae.